AUGCAGAAAAAUAUACCAUUCAUAUGGGAUGAGGCAUGCCAAAAUGCUUUUGAAAGUAUCAAGCGAUACUUGUUACACCCACCAGUGUUGAUAGCUCCAAUUUUAGGAAAGCCAUUGAUAUUGUAUAUCACAGCAUUAGAUCGCUCUUUAGGAGCAUUGCUGGCACAAAAUAACGAGGAUGGAAAAGAAGUCGCCCUUUAUUACUUAAGUAGAACUUUGCAUUACUUACCCUCACACACUGUGACAUUAGUGUCAAAAGCUAACCCUUUGAGGUACAUUCUAUCAAAACUCGUGUUGUCUAGACAACUGGCAAAAUGGUCCAUGAUCUUGUCAGAGUUUGAAAUCAACUUUGUCCCACAAAAAGCAAUAAAAGGACAAGCAUUGGCUGAUUUUCUAGUAGCGUACCCGAUUCCAGACAAUAUGGAGUUGCAUGAGGACCUUCCAGACGAGGAACAAAAGUGUGAGGCAGGUGCUGGCAUUGUCUUUGUGACACCUUUUGGAGGACUGAUACCUUACUCUUUUCACAUUUUGGCUAUAUGUACCAAUAAUGUAGCAGAAUAUGAAGCGUUAAUAAUCGGUAUCGAAAUUGCACUUGAAAUGCAAAUACAAUCACUAGAGAAGUGUUCUUUUGAUGGGAUGUUGCUAAGAUGUCUUUCAAAAGAAGAGGCGUCACAUGCGCUUCAAGAAACUCAUGCUGGUACAUGUGGUGCACACCAAGCUGGCCCCAAAUUGUCAGCUCAAUUCAAACGGUUGAGUUACUAUUGGCCUACUAUGGUUCAAGAUGCGAUUAAUUUUGCCAAAUGUUGCAAGUUGUGUCAACUACAUGGAGAUUUUAUCCAUCAACCCCCUCAACCACUUCAUCCUUCUAUAUUUUCAUGGCCUUUUGAAACAUGGGGAAUGGAUGGCAUUGGUCCUUUCACGCCACCAUCUUCCAAAAUCCAUAAAUACAUCCUAACCGUUACAGAUUAUUUCUCGAAGUGGGCUAAAGGUGUACCCUUAAAAGAAGUACGUGCAGAAGAUGUCGCCAACUUCAUAAGAACUCACAUAAUUUAUCGUUAUGAAGUUCCAUAA
Molecule: messenger RNA, 1071 nt
Organism: Humulus lupulus (European hop)
Lineage: Eukaryota; Viridiplantae; Streptophyta; Magnoliopsida; Rosales; Cannabaceae
Exons: 4
Coding region: 1-1071 (356 amino acids)
Molecular function (GO): nucleic acid binding
Source: RefSeq, a predicted model, not a curated record